Molecule: messenger RNA, 3078 nt
Organism: Drosophila mojavensis
Lineage: Eukaryota; Metazoa; Arthropoda; Insecta; Diptera; Drosophilidae
Gene: Nadsyn
Product: glutamine-dependent NAD(+) synthetase
Exons: 5
Coding region: 119-2470 (783 amino acids)
Biological process (GO): NAD+ biosynthetic process
Cellular component (GO): cytoplasm
Molecular function (GO): NAD+ synthase (glutamine-hydrolyzing) activity; ATP binding; glutaminase activity
Source: RefSeq, a predicted model, not a curated record
GGAAAAACGGCAACACUGAUUAUAUUCAAGCGGGCUUUAUUCGAGGAACAUUGAUACACGAAUUUAGUUCGAUACUAAGGAAAGAAUUUAGUUAUCAUCUUCACAAUUCUUGACAAAAAUGGGACGCAAAAUAACUGUGGCGGUAACUACGCUCAACCAAUGGGCUCUAGACUUUGAGGGUAACAUGGCCAGAAUUUUGCAGUCCAUACUGGAGGCUAAGGAUAUGGGCGCCAGUUAUCGAACUGGUCCAGAACUGGAGGUAUGUGGCUACAGCUGCGAAGAUCAUUUUCGCGAACCAGAUACUUUUCUCCACUCUUGGGAGACAUUCUUAGAAAUCAUGAUGUCCCCUUUUUGCGCAAAUAUGCUAGUGGAUGUGGGCAUGCCAGUGAUGCAUCAGAAUGUUGCUUACAAUUGCCGCAUAGCAUUCUUUAAUCGUAAACUGUUGUUAAUCCGUCCUAAGAUGGCAAUGUGCGACGAUGGCAACUAUCGUGAGUCCCGCUGGUUUACUGCCUGGACCAAAGCGCAGAAAACGGAAGAAUACUUGCUGCCCCACCUUAUUAAAGAACAGACUGGUCAAGAAACGGUGCCUUUUGGUGAUGCGGUAAUUGCAACCCCCGAUACAUGUAUCGGUUAUGAGAUAUGUGAGGAGCUAUGGAAUGUUCGCAGCAAACAUGUAGAGAUGUCACUUUCGGGUGUUGAGAUAAUUGUUAACGGCUCUGGAAGCUAUAUGGAGCUUCGUAAAGCACACAUAACCAACGAUCUCAUUUGCAACGCAAGCUUUAAGGCAGGAGGUGCCUAUCUUUUCAGUAAUUUACGAGGCUGUGAUGGCCAAAGAGUUUAUUUUAAUGGUUGCUCUGCCAUAGCACUUAAUGGUGAUGUUUUGGCGCGGGGAAAGCAAUUUGCACUACAAGAUGUUGAAGUAACUUUAGCCACCAUUGAUCUGGAGGAAAUUCGUGCCUACCGUGUUAGUCUCCGGUCACGAUGUUCGUCAGCGGCCGGAGCAGUAGUCUAUCCUCGAAUACGCUGCGACUUUGAGAUGUCUACACAUAAUGACAUAUUUAAGACCGCAACGCCAGCAUUGCAUUUUACGUAUUCCUCGCCAGAGGAAGAAAUCGAAUUGGGACCAGCAUGUUGGCUUUGGGAUUAUCUACGACGUUCCGGUCAGGGUGGCUUUUUUUUACCACUCAGUGGAGGUGUUGAUUCCAGUAGCUCUGCAACAAUAGUUUAUUCCAUGUGCCGGCAAAUAGUACAGGCAGUUCAACAUGGCGAUGCACAAGUGCUGUAUGAUAUACGCAAAAUACUUGCUGAUUCUGAUUAUACCCCCAUUAAUGCAGCGGCGCUAUGUAAUCGACUUUUAGUCACAUGCUACAUGGGAAGCGUCAACAGUAGCAAAGAAACGCGACGUCGUGCUGCUCAACUGGCAAACCAAAUUGGCAGCUAUCAUAUUGAGAUUAGCAUCGAUUUGGCAGUAAACGCACUGCUGGGGAUUUUUAAUGCAGUAACGGGACUGACACCAGUUUUUCGCACGCAAGGCGGUUGCGCUCGGCAAAAUUUGGCUUUACAAAAUAUUCAGUCCCGUAUACGCAUGGUAUUGGCUUAUAUAUUUGCUCAAUUAAUGCUUUGGGUUCGCAACAGACCGGGUGGCUUGCUUGUUCUAGGCUCAUCUAAUGUUGAUGAAUCGUUGCGUGGCUAUCUAACGAAAUAUGAUUGUUCUUCAGCGGAUAUUAAUCCUAUUGGUGGGAUAUCUAAGACAGAUCUACUAAGAUUUCUGUCUUAUGCAAAAAAAAAAUACAAUCUUACUGCACUAGAAUCUAUAAUCGACGCUCCGCCCACAGCCGAGUUGGAGCCAUUGCUGGAGAAUGGGCAGCUGUUGCAAACAGAUGAAGAAGAUAUGGGAAUGAGCUAUUCCGAAUUGAGCGAAUAUGGUCGCCUGCGCAAACAAUAUUUUUGCGGUCCCUACAGCAUGUUCUGUAGACUAGUGUCUACAUGGAAAAGCGAUUUAACACCUAAAGAAGUAGCUGAAAAAGUAAAACAUUUCUUUCGCUGCUACGCAAUUAACCGACAUAAAAUGACUGUACUGACACCUUCAGUACAUGCCGAAAUCUAUAGUCCCGAUGACAAUCGAUUCGAUCAUCGGCCAUUCCUUUAUCGUGCAAAUUGGAGUUGGCAAUUUAAAGCUAUUGAUGAUGAAAUCGAUAAGUUGCAGCCUGCCUACGCUCCUUCAUCUACUCAAAUAAGGCCGAAUGAUGAUCUGGUGCCCUCACUUGACACCAGUACUCAGCAAUCUUUUCAUAUGGAUGACUCAAAGCACUCGUCACCAAUGUCCUCUGCAUCUUUCGAUGGUGUGUCUACUGCAGGCCAGUUGCUUAUUGACAAUGUCGAAACGCAAGGUGCAAAACCCAGCGGAUUUUCAAAAGUGCACGUGAAUGUUCUUGGCAAGCUUAAGGAUCGCACUGGUAUACCAGUCUAAUUAUUUGAUAUGUUGAACUGUUAUAUCUUAAUAAUUACCAAGCUAUUGAAAAUUACGACGAUGGCGCUAUGGUCAAAAAGUUCGAUAUUAGUUGUUGAUAUGUAACCGUAAAUGUAGUUAAACUUUGAAAUUAUUGUGUGGGUGAUUGAAUUGAGGUCGAAAAAAUUGUGAAUAUGGAAAUUCAUCGCUUUGGAAUCAGUAAUAUACUCCAAUAACUAGUUUUCUAUGAUUGUGAAUGUGUAAGUUUUGUUGGUAAGCAGAAAACUUUUAACAAAUAUAUGCGUGCUUCGAAAAGUAUUGCUUGAAAAGAAAAUUAGUAUAUGUUCUCGUAUCAGAAACCAACCAACAACUAACGCAUUAUUUAUUACGGGCCACAUCAGUUUUUGCGAAGAAACUAAAAAGGAUAAAUUAAUUAUGGUAUUAAAAGCUACCAGGGAAAAAAAAAACUUUGACUGAACAAGUCAGUGAUCUCUUAAUGAUCUACCAAUUAUGUAUCUAGCAAAUUAGAAUUAAUUGUGAAUGUUCAGAAUGAGAAGAAUAAAAAUGUAAUUAAAUUUAACAUUUUAUAAGUGUUGCCCAAAACCAAAAUAAAAAGAUCUGAAAUCCUA